CUCUUCCGGGGGUGGGGGGCAGACCGCCUAGCCCCGCCGCGGAGGUGGACAGUGUCCGCCUGACGUCCGACCCACCCGGCCGAGGGGCUGCGGCCAGCAUGGCGUCCGGCGGCGCUCCCGGGCUGAUGCGGCGCUGGCAGCUGCUCCUCAGCCGCGCCGCGCUGUUCCUGCUGCUGCUUUCGGCGGCCGCGGCGCAGGAGUCGUCCGGAGCGGCUUGCUCCCAGAACACAAACAGAACCUGUGAGGAGUGCCUGAGAAAUGUCUCUUGUCUGUGGUGCCACACCAGCAAGGCGUGCUUGGACUACCCCGUGAGCAGGAUCCUGCCGCCCAGCUCCCUCUGUAAGCUGAGCUCCGCACGCUGGGGCGUGUGCUGGGUGAACUUCGAGGCGCUGAUCAUCACGCUGUCGGUGGUGGGGGGAGCCGUGCUCCUGGCCGUGGCCGUGUGCUGCGCCUGCUGCUGCUGCCGCGGGAAGAGGAGCCGCAAGCCGGACAAGAGCGAGGAGAGGGCGGCGCGGGAGCGCGAGGAGCGCCGGAUCCGGCAGGAGGAGAGGAGAGCGGAGAUGAAAUCAAGACACGAUGAAAUCAGAAAAAAAUACGGUUUGUUUAAAGAAGAAAACCCGUAUGCCCGGUUCGAGAACAACUGAGAGCACCGCCCACCCCGCCCCUGCCAAGGACACGGCACAUGGUCGCCCGCACCCCUGCCGAGGACACAGCACCCCCCGCCCCCACCCCUGCCGAGGACACGGCACACGGCCGCCCCCGCCCCGAGAGCUUCUGUCCCCUUCUCUCUAUCUGUCCUCAGUCACUUGAGACACUAAGCCUGUCGGGGUGGGGUGGUUUGGUUUGGUCGCUAAUGUGAGGAGGAAAGGACAUUCCGUCGGACAUUCCGUCACUCAUUUCCAUCACUAAGCCACCUGUGGGUGAGCAGCCCGCCCCGGCCUUCGCCUUUCGUGCUGAUGGGGGCGAGGGCUGGGGGGGCAGCACCUGCACCUCGGCCGCUCCCCUUGAGCCCAGCGGCAUCCCCAGGUGGCGCACAGACAGCAGCAGGGUUCUGCUCACCUUGGGUCCGUGUUGCGUUUUCUCUUUUAAAUAAUUCUUGCAUUUCAUUCUUCCAUCUAAAACAUUCCACCAAAAAACUUAACUGUCAAAGUUCAGACCACUUAUUGGAUAGUUUUUAAUUUGUGUCUUUACCAGAACAUCAAGAUUUUUUCCCAGUGGAAGCCUGACAGCUGCCUCUCCGGCCGACGGCCACCAGAACACAGAGCCGUGGGGCCUGGACAGGCCGCCACCGCCCCGCUCGCCUUCCUGCCCGCGACAGCAGGUGGCAGGCUCUGUGUGCGCGAGGCUCCUGCCUGUCAGGCUGGCAGCAUUGUGUCACUUGGGGACCCUGGGUUGUCCCGAAAGAGAGAGGGGCCAAGCACCCGCAGGCCCCUCUUUGGGGCUCUGCGCACCGGGGAGGCAGGGUGUCUGCCCGGCGAGAGGGGUUUCCACGUGUUCGUCAAACGAGCCCCAUCCCGGAACCCUGCUCCUGCGGGUGUGUGCGGAGGACUCCUGUGGAGGCCGCGUCUCGGGAAGCCGGCCGUGGCCUCCAGGCUCGCCUCUGUGCGGUUCCAUUCCUGUCAGGUCAAGAUCUAGGACUUCAGGAAACAGACCAAGCGUUUGGCGUCCAGGGCGGUAGCGGACGAUGACGGGACCGUCAACAGCCCUUCUGAGCUCUGAGAACAGGCCCUGGUGCCACAGGGCUUUGGCUUUGAGAAAGUGGGUGGACGGGAACAUAAAAGGACGCAUACCGCUUUCACGCUUGCGACCCCGCCGUCAGAGCCCUGUCCCUCAGGCGUCCGUAAAGUGCUGCGCCGUCCCGGAAUUCCCACGAGCGGAAGCUGACCUCCGCAAACUCUGUUGUCUCUCCGACUUCUCGGGCAUUUAAUUGCAGUUUAAAGUACUAUGAUACAUUCCUAAGUCUUUUCUAGCCGCUUGCAGACUUGGUCUUUCACUGUGUAUUCAUAAAAGAAACUUUGUAACCGACUCCGCCAACCCUGCCUUAGCACAGCGGCCUCGUGGGCCCGGCCUCGCUGAGCCCCCGCUCUCCUACCGUCCGGGUGGCUGAGCCCCCGCUCUCCUACCGUGUAUGUAAUCCCGGCGCGGGGUGCGGAGCCCACAGCAGGGCGCCUCGGGGCUGUCUCAGUCCCUGUGCUUUUUCUGGAACAGGCCUAGGAGCAGCCGUACAUUGUAACCUCAAGGAAACCACAAAGCUCAGAGUGCCUUAAUUUUAACCAGUUUCCAAAAAACAGUUUAAUACACACUUUGUUCAGUA
This is a messenger RNA of Neogale vison (American mink), 2314 nucleotides long. It is a transcript of the gene PTTG1IP, whose product is annotated as PTTG1 interacting protein. The coding region runs from base 99 to 644 and encodes 181 amino acids. Gene Ontology annotation, biological process: protein import into nucleus. The record is from RefSeq and is a predicted model, not a curated record. Lineage: Eukaryota; Metazoa; Chordata; Mammalia; Carnivora; Mustelidae. The transcript is spliced from 6 exons. Gene Ontology annotation, cellular component: nucleus; cytoplasm.